AUGCUCAGACGUGUGAAUAGACCAAGUGUUUACAGAUGUUUACAGCGGGGCCUGGCGGCCAGCGCGCCCGCAUUGCGCUCCCGCGUGUUAGCGCCCAGCUCGGUGGCCCGCAUGCCACGUCCCCUGCCUGCGUUCGCGCUGACCAGGUCGUACGUGUCGAUCCACCCGAACAACGCCGAGCCUGAGAAGCCUGCGCUGGAGCAAUUCGGUACCAACCUGACCAAGCUCGCCAAGGAGGGUAAGCUGGACCCGGUCAUCGGGCGCGACGAGGAAAUCGCGCGCGCCAUCCAGAUCCUGUCCAGGAGAACCAAGAACAACCCGGUGCUGAUCGGGCGGGCAGGUGUCGGAAAAACGUCGCUGAUCGACGGCCUCGCGCAACGCAUCGUCAGCGGCCAGGUCCCGGACUCGCUCAAGGACAAGCAGCUCGUCACCCUGGACCUGGGGUCCCUGGUCGCGGGCGCCAAGUACCGCGGGGAGUUCGAAGAACGGCUCAAAAACGUGCUCGAGGAGAUCGACAAGGCCAACGGCCAGAUCAUCGUGUUCAUAGACGAGGUCCACAUGCUUCUGGGGCUCGGCAAGACCGACGGCAGCAUGGACGCUUCCAACAUCCUGAAACCCAGACUCGCCAGGGGCCUGCGUUGCAUCUCCGCCACCACGUUGGACGAGUUCAAAAUCAUCGAAAAGGACCCCGCGCUGGCCCGUAGAUUGCAACCCAUCAUCCUCAAUGAGCCCUCCGUCGCAGACACCAUAUCCAUCCUGAGAGGUUUGAAAGAAAGAUACGAAGUGCACCACGGUGUGCGCAUCACAGACGCCGCGCUCGUGGCCGCUGCGACCCUUUCCAACCGGUACAUCAAUGAGCGGUUUUUGCCCGACAAAGCCAUUGACUUGGUGGACGAAGCGUGUGCGGGAUUGCGUUUGCAACACGAAUCCAAGCCAGACGCGAUCCAGAGCCUCGACCGUGCCAUCAUGCGAAUCCAGAUCGAGUUGGAAUCCCUAAAGAAGGAAACUGAUCCAUUGUCUUUGGAAAGGAAAGAAGCGUUAGAAAAAGAUUUGCAACUCAAGAGGGACGAGCACUCCAGGCUUACCCAGAUAUGGGAGAAGGAAAAGGCCGAGAUCGAGUCCAUCAAGAGCGCCAAGGCAGAUUUGGAACAAGCCCGGAUUGAUCUGGAAAUCUGCCAAAGAGAGGGCAACUAUGGUAAGGCCUCCGAGUUGCGGUACUCCAAGAUUCCAGAAUUGGAACGUAAAGUCGCCCGCAGCGAAAAGAAGGAUGCCAAGGAGAAUUUACUACAUGAUUCAGUCACCUCAGAUGACAUUUCAAAAGUCAUUGCUAAAAUGACCGGUAUCCCAAUUGAAACGGUAUUGAAAGGUGACAAAGACCGGUUGUUAUUCAUGGAGAAUUCGUUACGUGAAAGGGUCGUGGGCCAAGACGAAGCCAUUGACGCCAUUUCCGAUGCUGUGAGGCUACAAAGGGCAGGAUUAACGAGCGAAAAGAGACCCAUUGCAAGCUUCAUGUUCCUCGGUCCCACUGGUACCGGUAAGACUGAACUUACGAAGGCACUUGCCGAGUUCUUGUUCGACGACGAAUCCAAUGUGAUCAGAUUCGAUAUGUCUGAGUUCCAAGAGAAGCAUACCGUUUCCCGUUUAAUCGGUGCUCCUCCAGGUUAUGUACUCAGCGAGUCUGGUGGCCAAUUGACAGAAGCAGUUAGAAGGAAACCUUAUGCUGUGGUUCUUUUCGAUGAAUUCGAAAAGGCUCAUCCAGAUGUGUGCAAGAUUUUGUUACAAGUUUUGGAUGAAGGUAAAUUGACAGAUUCUCAAGGACACCAGGUUGACUUCCGCAACACCAUUAUCGUCAUGACUUCCAACAUCGGUCAAGACAUUCUUUUGGAGGAUACAGAAUUGGGAGAUGAUGGAAAAGUUAGCCACAAGACCAAGGAUAAAGUCAUCAACGCUAUGAAGAAAGCUUAUCCACCCGAGUUUAUCAAUCGUAUCGAUGACAUUCUAGUGUUCAACAGACUCUCCAAGCAAGUUUUACGUUCGAUUGUUGAUAUCAGAAUUAAGGAAAUACAAGACAGAUUGGCUGACAAGAGGAUGAGUUUGGAAUUAACGGAUGAGGCAAAGGAAUGGCUAACUGAUCAUGGUUAUGACCAACAAUAUGGUGCCAGACCUUUAAACAGACUCAUUCAUAAACAAAUUUUGAACACCAUGGCCAUGUACUUGUUAAAGGGUCAAAUUAGAUCGGAGGAAACUGUCAAAGUUAUUGUUGAGAACGGUAAGCUUGUUGUGUCACCAAACCACGAAGAAGGAGAAGAACCGCUACCGACGCCUGAAGAGUGA
Molecule: messenger RNA, 2334 nt
Organism: Lachancea fermentati
Lineage: Eukaryota; Fungi; Ascomycota; Saccharomycetes; Saccharomycetales; Saccharomycetaceae
Source: the annotation of a GenBank genome assembly